AUGCUAGAGUAUUUGAACCUUGGUUACAAUCAAAUUCUCGAUGGGUUCCCUUUAUGGCUAUCGAAAUUGACAGAGCUGAAAGCUAUUAUCUUGAAAUCCAACAAGUUCCAUGGUCCAAUAGAAGUAUAUCGAAGCCAGUUUAAUUUAAGCAAUUUGCAUAUCAUGGACCUUUCCAACAAUAGUUUCAACGGUGAAAUUCCUUCCAAGUUGUUGCAGAGUUUACAUGCCAUGAAAGUAAUUGUUGGUCAAGAUCGAUUGGAAUAUAUGGAUAUUUGGCAAGAUUCCACCUGGGUGGAAGCUGUGACUUAUGGAAUGAAACUGAUGAAUAAAGGCAUAGAAAGGGAAUACUUGAAGGUUCCAUAUGCCCUUAUGGAAAUUGACCUCGCCAAUAACAAAUUGGAAGGAUGCAUACCCGAUCUCAUUGGAGAUUUGAAGUCACUUCUCAUGCUUAACCUUUCAAACAACAUUCUCACCUGCUCCAUCCCACCUUCCUUAGCAAACCUGACAAUACUGGAGUCUCUAGAUCUUUCUCGAAAUAAGCUCUCAGGAGAGAUACCUCAACAACUAGCCCAACUUACGUUUCUUUCAUCUUUUGAUGUCUCUCACAAUAGACUCUCUGGCCCAAUACCGAGAGGAAGGCAGUUUGACACAUUCGGGACUGGUUCAUUUGCCAUGAAUAAGGGGUUGUGUGGAAGCCCUUUACCAAAAAAUUGCACAAAGGUUGGGGAAAACUUAUCAUUACCACCAUCAUUGCUCGAGGAAGACAAUGGCGAAGAGUCUCCGUUCAACUUGGAUUGCAAAGGUGUGCUGAUUGGCAUUGGAGUCGGGUUUUUGAUUGGUGUUGUGUUAGGGAACUUGAUCAUUGACAAGAAGACUAGGUGGUUCUUGCACUACUCCAAGAGAAUGGCAAACUUAUGGAAAAUAUUGGGAAGGCAUUGA
This is a messenger RNA of Syzygium oleosum, 939 nucleotides long. RefSeq names its product receptor-like protein 9DC3. Gene Ontology annotation, molecular function: protein binding. Lineage: Eukaryota; Viridiplantae; Streptophyta; Magnoliopsida; Myrtales; Myrtaceae. The transcript has a single exon. The record is from RefSeq and is a predicted model, not a curated record. Bases 1 to 939 code for a protein of 312 amino acids.